UUCCGGGAUCCGGGUCGCUGGCUGCGCUGCCGCCUCCGGGCGCUGGCCGCAGCUGGCGGGCGCAUGUGGGGGCGCGCGGCGCGGAGGCGAUGCCCGCGAGGGCUGCGGCGCGGCCGGGAGGCGCUGCUGGCGCUGCUGGCGCUGCUGGCGCUGGCCGGGCUGGGCUCGGUGCUGCGGGAGCGGCGCGGGGCCGGGCCUGUUGAGCCGGGACUCCCGCGCCCCCCGCGGUCCGGGCGGCGCGACCCGGUUCUGCCGCGGCCGCCGGUGUCGGAGGACGCUCUGGGCGCACACGGCGAGGCAGUGCGGCUGCAGCUGCAGGGCGAAGAGCUGCGGCUGCAGGAGGAGAGCGUGCGGCUGCACCAGAUCAACAUCUACCUCAGCGAUCGCAUCUCGCUGCACCGCCGCCUGCCUGAGCGCUGGAACCCUCUGUGCAAAGAGAAGAAAUACGAGUAUGAUCAGUUGCCCACCACAUCUGUCGUCAUAGCGUUUUAUAAUGAAGCCUGGUCAACUCUCCUUCGGACAGUUUACAGUGUCCUCGAGACGUCCCCAGACACCCUGCUAGAAGAAGUUAUCCUUGUAGAUGACUACAGUGAUCGAGAGCACCUGAAGGAGCGCCUGGCCUCCGAGCUGGCAGGGCUGCCCAAGGUCCGCCUGAUCCGCGCCAACAAGAGGGAGGGCCUGGUGCGAGCGCGGCUGCUGGGGGCUUCUGCGGCCAAGGGCGACGUGCUGACCUUCCUGGACUGCCACUGCGAGUGCCACGAGGGGUGGCUGGAGCCGCUGCUGCAGAGGAUCCAUGAAAAGGAGUCAGCGGUGGUGUGCCCUGUGAUUGAUGUGAUCGACUGGAACACCUUUGAGUACCUGGGGAAUGCCGGGGAGCCCCAGAUUGGCGGUUUCGACUGGAGGCUGGUGUUCACGUGGCACAUGGUUCCUGAGAGGGAGAGGAUCCGCAUGCGGUCCCCCGUCGAUGUCAUCAGGUCUCCAACCAUGGCUGGUGGGCUGUUUUCUGUGAGUAAGAAAUAUUUUGAAUACCUGGGGUCUUAUGACACAGGAAUGGAAGUUUGGGGCGGAGAAAACCUCGAAUUCUCCUUUAGGAUCUGGCAGUGCGGGGGAACCCUGGAGACACACCCGUGUUCGCACGUUGGCCACGUUUUCCCCAGGCAAGCUCCCUACUCCCGCAGCAAGGCUCUGGCCAACAGUGUCCGCGCAGCUGAAGUGUGGAUGGAUGAAUUUAAAGAGCUCUACUACCAUCGCAACCCCCACGCCCGCUUGGAACCCUUUGGGGACGUGACAGAGAGGAGGCAGCUCCGUGAAAGGCUCCGGUGUAAGGACUUCAGGUGGUUCUUGAAUACCGUGUAUCCAGAACUGCACGUGCCUGAGGACAGGCCUGGCUUCUUCGGGAUGCUCCAGAACAAAGGACUAAAAGAUUACUGCUUUGACUAUAACCCUCCCAAUGAACACCAGAUCACAGGACACCAGGUCAUUCUGUACCGCUGUCAUGGGAUGGGUCAGAACCAGACAUCCUUUGAGAAUAUCAUUCCUAACAGCCUGUUGAUAUUCCUUUGUGUGGCUAUAUUAAUUACUAUUGAGUUUUUCGAGUACACGUCCCAGAAUGAAAUACGCUAUAACACCCACCAGCCAGAAUGCUGCAUGGCUGUGGAGGCAGGAAUGGAUGUUAUCACCAUGCAUCUCUGUGAGGAAGCCACCCCAGAGGAUCAGAAGUUCAUCUUGCAGGAGGAUGGUUCUUUAUUUCAUGUACAGUCCAAGAAAUGUGUUCAGGCUGAGAAGAAGGAGUUGAGUGACAGUUUUGUACCACUCUUACGAGACUGUACCAACUCGGAUCAUCAAAAAUGGUUCUUCAAGGAACACAUGGUAUGAAGUGCCACUGUACCACAGAGCCCAUCAGAGGAGAUGGGGGGAGCCCCUGGACUCCAUGUUAAACAAAGACUUAACUAAGCACAGAGACAGACCCACUAAACACUUGGCUGCUCUUCUUUUUAUAAGGAAAUCAUUUUGUGAUUUGUGAAAUUGGUGUUGGCUUUAGUAAAAAUGUAAGCUUUAUAUUGAUUUUGAAAACUUUAAAAUUGUUCCCAAAUACCCUGUUUUUCAAAGGGUAGUCAUAAAAUGUUAACUUCUGGUAUUCAGAGAAUUAAAAGCUUUGACUAUUUUUCUAUCAAGAU
Messenger RNA from Hippopotamus amphibius kiboko, 2177 nucleotides. RefSeq names its product polypeptide N-acetylgalactosaminyltransferase 12 (gene GALNT12). Gene Ontology annotation, cellular component: Golgi apparatus. Bases 64 to 1875 code for a protein of 603 amino acids. The record is from RefSeq and is a predicted model, not a curated record. Lineage: Eukaryota; Metazoa; Chordata; Mammalia; Artiodactyla; Hippopotamidae. The transcript has 11 exons.